This is a messenger RNA of Formica exsecta, 1140 nucleotides long. RefSeq names its product short stature homeobox protein 2-like. The coding region runs from base 1 to 1140 and encodes 379 amino acids. Gene Ontology annotation, cellular component: nucleus. Gene Ontology annotation, biological process: regulation of transcription by RNA polymerase II. Gene Ontology annotation, molecular function: sequence-specific double-stranded DNA binding; DNA-binding transcription factor activity, RNA polymerase II-specific. The transcript is spliced from 4 exons. The record is from RefSeq and is a predicted model, not a curated record. Lineage: Eukaryota; Metazoa; Arthropoda; Insecta; Hymenoptera; Formicidae.
AUGGAGCAGCUUGCCCAGUUCGUCUCCAAAAGCUUCGACAACGCGGUGGCUGCGGCGGCGGCGAGCGUCGAAGCCGCCGCUGCCGGCUGCAGGUCGGCCGCCGGCGCCGGCGGCAGGAUCACGCUCAGUGUCGCGCAUCUUAUCGGCGAUCACGCUGUGGACGACGAUGACCGACAUGAAGGCGUGCAGGAGGCUGCGAUCGGUGUCGUCGAGACGAGCGGAAAUGUCGAGGAGCCGCCGUCGCCGGAAGGCCGAUUACAACCGGAGGAUUUGUCCGUCGCGGCCAAGAUCAAGGACAUCCGAGAUACCGCGGAGAGUCUGCCGCCUCUGAAGACUCCCGAGCUAAAGCUGUCGGUUCGCAAACUUCUCGGAUGCACCCCCUCGCCGCCGCCUAUAUCGAGGGAUCGAUCACCCAGUCCGGAAAACUGCGUCAAAAAUCAAAACUCGAAUGACGGCAAAACAACUGCAUCUUCCAAUGACCAGGCGAAAAUAUCCUCGCAAGUUACAAGGUCGAGCGGUCAAGAAGACUCUACCAAAGGAUCCAAUUGUCGGAACAACGGAAACGGCAACGGCAAGCAGAGGAGAUCGCGAACGAACUUUACCAUUGAGCAGUUGGCCGAGCUCGAGAGACUCUUUGACGAGACGCACUAUCCUGACGCGUUCAUGAGAGAAGAGUUAAGUCAGCGACUCGGUCUCAGCGAAGCGAGGGUGCAAGUCUGGUUCCAGAAUCGACGCGCCAAGUGCCGUAAGCACGAGAGCCAAUUGCAUAAAGGCGUCGCUGGGAGUAUGGUACUGGCACCGCGUAGCCCGCCGACGACGUUGGAACCGUGCCGGGUAGCACCAUAUCUGCCGGCGCUCAGAUUGCAUCCGCCGCCGCCGAUGCAGGGAACAGGUGCCGCGAGUGUGACAGUGGGCUCGGCUUUCGAUCCGGCUGUCCUACACUACGCAGCGGCUGGCGGUCUCUUCUGUUUGCCGCCACCGCCACCCUCGGCACCGUCGGCCGGUCAUCCCCCUCAUCCGUUGAGUCUGGCAGCGUCGCUGGCCGCCGCGGCAGCCCGCUCGAAGAACAGCAGCAUCGCGGAUUUGAGGUUGAAGGCGAGGCGACACCAGGAGGCCUUAGGGCUCGACAGGCCCGCGUAA